AUGAGUUCAGACUAGUCAAUUGAUAAUAAUUCCAAUCAUUGGGAAUAAUUUGAAUAAUUCAGAAAAAAAAUCACAUAAGAAUGCUAGAGCGAAGAAAAACACUUUAAAACUAAAAGGGAUUCUUACACCUCAUUAGAAAAAAUCAAAAAAUCUCCAGUUCAUGAUGAAAGCGGAUCUAAGGAAUUGCAAUUCAUAGUAGAUAGCAAACCUCCAAUUCUUGUAUAACCAAGUGAAGCUGACAGAAUUGUUAAAUUGAGAAUAGAGAAUUAAGAAUUGAAAGAAAAAUUAGAGAAAUAUGAGAAAUAUGAACAAGAGCAUCAAACAAAUUCAGAUGAGCUAGAGCUGAUCAAAUAGGCGCAUGCAAAGCAAUUAAAGUCAUAAAAGGAAUACUACGAUGUUGAAAAUAAUUAGUUAAAAAAUAAAAUAAAUUCGUUCAAUGAAGAAUUGGAAGAAUUAAAAAAAGUAUAUAAAGAAAAAAAUAUGAAAUUGUAUAAUCUUGUACUCCAAUUAGAAUAAGAAAAAUAACAAUUGAUAGACAAGAACAUUUAGUUACUAGAGAGUAGAUAAUAAAGCUCAUAAUAAGAUAUUCAUCAUCUUGUUGAAGAGAGAACCAGAGUAUUGAGUGAGCAAAUUUAUUAAUUAGAGGAGAGGAAUGCAAAAUUAUAGGUAGAGAAAAGUAAAAUCGAAGAUAAAUAUAUGAACUUAUUGAAUGGAAAAUAGUAAUCGCAACAAAAAACAUUAAGAUCAGAGAGAUCUGAAAGGAAAGAAACUAAGAAUUGUGACACAGAUCGUAAGUCAGUUGAAAAGCUAAAUCGAUCUUCAUUACAGAGAUCUGAUUGCAAACCUCCAAUGCCUACAUCAGUUAGUUAAAGCUUUGAGUAACUUCCACCAAAUUAAAAAUCAAUAUUGAAACCCUCUAAAUUAAAUAUUUCUUCAAAAGAGAAUCUCUAAACAAUGAAUCACUCAAAAAUACUUGAUACACCUAAAUCAAACAGAAAAUCAUCUAGAGCAUAAUCUUCUGUUACUAAAAAAGCAACUAAGCCCUAAAGUUAAACAUAAAAAGUUGUCAAAAAGAAAUAAAUUUAUUCUAAAAUUAAAUGA
Molecule: messenger RNA, 1101 nt
Organism: Paramecium tetraurelia
Lineage: Eukaryota; Ciliophora; Oligohymenophorea; Peniculida; Parameciidae
Exons: 2
Source: RefSeq, a predicted model, not a curated record